Cylindrotheca closterium is the source of this 1284-nucleotide messenger RNA. Lineage: Eukaryota; Bacillariophyta; Bacillariophyceae; Bacillariales; Bacillariaceae. The record is from the annotation of a GenBank genome assembly.
AUGCAAUCCUCUCAACAAUUCCUCAUGGUUGUGGCUCGCAAUAGCAGCAUUAGCACCAGCAUUAGCAUUAGCGGCAGCAACGCUUCUAGACCCUUGGCAUGUGCCCUGUUCUCCACCAUGGAUCUGUCACCCGCCAUUGACACGACCAUCAAGCCAAAGUACUUUGUCCCCCGUGCCGAACGGGGCGAACGUCCGGCCUUUCCCGUCGAACCGGGAUCCAAUGGACGUCUCAAAAAGAUUGGACGUACCUGUCCCACGCGGGAAUUGAAUUACACGGCCGAGAACUGGCAAGCCCACAAGUCUCCCUACCGUCGGUUCCGACACGUCCUGGGGACUCUCAAAUCGAGUCCCUUUCGUCGAUUGGCCAUGCCCGAACUGACCACGACUGCGACCAUUGCGGCCUGUCUGGCCUAUUACAAUGAGAUUAUUGCCGUCGAUCCUGCCUUGCAUUUGCAUUUGGACUCGGGGGCGAUGGCGGGAGGAACCACUGCCAUUGGUCUCUUGGCAGCCUUUCGUCUCAAUGCCUCCUAUGGACGCUACGACGAAGGCCGCAAGUUUUGGGGAGAAAUCAACAAUGCGGCCCGUGAUUUGGGUGGCAAUGCCUGCAUGUGGAUUUCCGACCAAGGUGAAACCCAACGCAUGCUCAAACUCAUCAAGGCCUUUCCCAUUGUCACCCAGUGGCAUUUGAACGAAAAGGGUGGCCACUUUCAAAUGAAGCGCAAGGACCCUGAUUUCAAGGAACAAAAGUUGGCCAACUACGUUGCCGAACUACGAGAAAUUUACCAAAACGAUCAAGAUCAAGACUUUAUUGACAUUGUCAAUACCUACGAAAAGGGUGGACAUGUUCCACUCACUGUCUCGGCCGGUAUGCGCCGCAUCAUUGCGGACAACCACAGCCCGGAAUCUGCUCCCUACAACAAGGAAAUGGACGAACAAGUCCGACGCAUUGUCAUGUGUCUUGGACAAGCGGAACGUGUGUUGAGAACUCCUCUCCCAACCUGCUUUACAAGACACACCUCUCGUCUCUUGUUCUUUUGGUCCAACCUUUUGCCCUUUACCAUGUACGCGGCCUGUGGACCCAUUGCCACCAUUCCAGCAUCGGUGGCAGUCUCCUACGCAAUCAUGGGAAUUGCCGAUGUCGGUGUCCAAUUGGAAGAACCCUUUAACAUUCUUCCUCUUCGCCAAUAUUCGGAAGGUAUCUUUGAUGGUAUCAACGCCAUUGAAGCUGGUUUCAACAAUAUGGAUGGUGGUCGACCAGCAGCACCUGCCAUUACUAGUUCUUAA